Tetrahymena thermophila SB210 is the source of this 375-nucleotide messenger RNA. RefSeq lists its product as hypothetical. The record is from RefSeq and is a predicted model, not a curated record. Lineage: Eukaryota; Ciliophora; Oligohymenophorea; Hymenostomatida; Tetrahymenidae. The transcript is spliced from 3 exons.
AUGGAUCUUAUGAUUUCAAUGGAGAACUAUCUAUCCUCCAGCAAUUUCUUGAAGGAAUAGAUACUUUUUGAAAAAGCAGUCAUUGAAAAAAUUCAAACAGUAUGCUUUAAGCAUGAAAAAGAGUAAGACUUUUAGAGUUGCAAAAAGAAAUUUACCAGCUUUAGAAAAUCUUACAAAUAUUUUGUUUAAAACUAUUUGGAUUAUCAAUAAGAGAAAAUCCGCAAAUAAAUGGAAGAAAAGUGCUUAAAGAUUAAGUAAGAUGAUUAAUUCGUAGAAUGCAUUAAUAAUGAAGGUAAUAAGACUGUUCAUAUUAUUAAUGAGACAUAGCUCUUUGUAAAGAAUUUAAGGAGAGAAAUGAUGAAAGAAAUUAUAUGA